UGAUAACAAAGGUGAUAGAAAUGAUGGGGGCAUUGAUAACAAGGUAGUGGGGCCACUGUUGGAUUCCCCAUGCCAGAACACUGUUGGUCAGCAAAGGGCCUCAGAAACCUCUUUAAUACUGUUCUAAGAAGCUACUACAGAUAUUGUUUGCUCCGACUGAUACUUCCUCCUACAGAUGUCCUUGUGUGUCCUCUGCGGCCAGUGGAACGCUUUCGUGACCUGCGUCCUGAAGAAGUGGCUGAUUUGUUCCAGGUGACUCAGAGAGUCGGGACAGUGGUGGAGAGACAUUUCCAAGGGACCUCUCUCACCUUUUCCAUGCAGGAUGGCCCCGAAGCUGGACAGACUGUGAAGGCUUUUAAUUCUGCUCUGCAGGGACAAGACUGGUCUGGCUUAUUCAGUCAGGCACUAACAGCAGGAAAAGGGGAAAAUAGAGCACGUUCAUGUCCACAUUCUUCCCCGAAAGGCUGGAGACUUUCACAAAAACGACAGCAUCUAUGAUGAGGCCUGUUUUGAAUUUGAGGGGAUCCUUGAGAUCUUCUUAGGGAUCUGCAGUUUCCUGUUCACCAAACGAACCACAGACACAGACUGAUGAGACUGUCACUCUGCAAGAUGUCUUCAAGGGAACAGGAUAUGUUGUGAAUGUACAUAUAAAGCCAUGUCAAUAAGGAAUGUGAACCUCAUAUCAGGUUUUAUGUGCAUUUUAGAUAAAAAGAUGAGUGCUUGGUUGUAAGGCUGUGGUUAUGUGUACAUAAUGUUAAAUAAGACUAAAUAAGAUAUUGCAUAUAGAGCAUGCAUAUACACAGGGCCUCACACAGUGUUCAGUCAAUGUGGGAUCAUGGGAGAUAGCAAUGAAUCAUAAAUGAGAAGGUAUAGUAAUUCUAGAACUCUCUAGAAAGGGUUUUCUGCAUAGCAGUUAGUAAAAAUCUGCUGUUCAAAUAGGAACCUAGAUUGCAAGGUCCCAUUUCCCUCCCCAGUUUGCAGAGAAACAUUUUACAUCUCUUUGUGCUGAACUGGGGAAGGAGAGAUAACCAGAAUCCUGGGAAUUUCAGGACAUGAUAUAUGAAGAUCUCCAAGGACAGAAGAGGCCCCCUCAUCUUUGGAACUACCCUCUUCUCCUCCCUUUCAUGCUUUGCUUGGACACUCAGCAACUGGAAGAUCAGGAAAUACUUACUAGAUCCUUCUGUUUACAUUCUCCACCUUCCUUCCUUUCCUGGGCAGUAUGCCCACUGACCCCAAAGUAUCAAGUGUGAUACCUGGCCUAGACCAGUGGCCCCAGGAAAGGGUGCACAUUUGGUUGUCCAGUUAGCAUAGCAUCCGAGGACAGGAAGUACAUUGGCUAAUAGAAGGUGGUCCUCUGCACCUGAAAUUAAUUGUAGUUUUAAAUCCAUUUCAGAAAUGCAUCAUUUAACUCUCUGACCCAGGUAAAAGCCUGGGUCACUUGGUGAGAAGCCCGUUUCAAUAGUGAUUGAAAAAUCUGGCCCUGCCAAGUUCCUUGGGCUUUGUAAAAUUUUGCUAUAGCUUCUUUCUAUCAUAAAGCACGUGUCUAGUGAAGACUGUGUGUGUGUUUAUGAUCGUUAUGCUGUAUUAAAGAGGCAUGUUGAGUUCCAGAAAGAGAACAAGGAUGCUGCAUAUUCCACUACCUGCAAAGCAAUUAAAUUAUUGUCUGACAUGUUUAUAGCUGCAGAACCAGUAAUCAGCUUUUAGUCUGAGUAGCGGAUAUGGCAUUAUAAUCCAGUGCUUUGCUGAGAGGUUCAUAUUUAGCAUUUGCAUUUGAUAAUUUAAUUUAAAUAAUACUGAGUGAGCACAGUUACACUUCUUGGCAAUUGUCAGAGUAACAGGAAAGAAUGCAUUGCAAGACUGUUUUUGUAUAGUUAAUUAUAUAUUCCAGAAUGGUUUUCACUUCCUCAUUAUUAACUUCUGCUCCUCUUAUUGAAUGCACUAGAAAAUGAUAGAUGCCUCUAAAGUCACAAGUAUUAUGUCCCUCUUUGGCCCUUUUUCCCUCUUCCCACAGAAACAAUAUCUGAGCAAUCUUCAAAUUUCCAUGAGAUUGUGAAAGCCCCGCAGUGAACCAUUAAAAAAGAAAUUCCCUCAAAGGGAUUUUUUUCUUGCAAGAUGCCUUUAUGUAUUAGAGAUCAAUUUUCUGAUAAGAUUCUCUGUUUCAGAGAAUAUUUGGUAAUUUUAACAAAAAGUAAGUACUUGCCACAGGAACAGUGAACCCCAAGGUAAUGGCCAAUAAUGUCAGCAACUAGAUGAAAUAAGUUGCAGAAAGAGUGGCUUCUCUCCAACAUCCCCCUUCAAAAUAAAGUUUAUUGGGUGAUUGCAGGAUUUUCUUUUAUAGGAAAUAUGAGCUAUCAGGAUUUCUCAUUCCUUCCCCUCCUUUUCCUUUCCUUUCCUUCUCUUCCUUUCCAUUCUCUUUCCCUCCUUUCUUUUCUUGUUUCCUUAUUUCUCCUUUUCCUGUUUUUCUCUUCUU
This is a messenger RNA of Cavia porcellus (domestic guinea pig), 2470 nucleotides long. It is a transcript of the gene Fhit, whose product is annotated as fragile histidine triad diadenosine triphosphatase. Gene Ontology annotation, biological process: intrinsic apoptotic signaling pathway by p53 class mediator; negative regulation of proteasomal ubiquitin-dependent protein catabolic process; purine nucleotide metabolic process. The transcript has 8 exons. Lineage: Eukaryota; Metazoa; Chordata; Mammalia; Rodentia; Caviidae. The coding region runs from base 70 to 498 and encodes 142 amino acids. The record is from RefSeq and is a predicted model, not a curated record. Gene Ontology annotation, molecular function: bis(5'-adenosyl)-triphosphatase activity; ubiquitin protein ligase binding. Gene Ontology annotation, cellular component: nucleus; cytoplasm; plasma membrane.